AUGCCAUUACACUACUUUGAAACUACAUCACCUGGUGGUUGGCGAAUAAAGGACAUCUUUGAAGCUAUCCAGAAAAAGUAUCCAGAUAAAGAACGAUCCUACCACGGGCUUGCGACGAAAAAAGAGCUAGAGAACCUGAAAACUCAUCCAAAGCAGUCUUUUCGAGAACGCGCACAGAGUUUGUUGGAAGAUUUUAAGAUACCCCCAUCAGAUCAAGAAAGCAUCACAUCAUCUAUCCAGUUAGCGAAUACAAUUGUGAACAACGCCCAAACUAUAAAUCAAGCUACACACCAAACCAUCCAGCAAAACGUAUCAGAAAACUCAGUUCAUCCAAGAAAGCGUUUGCGCAGCGAGCUUGAAAAUGUACCCGUAUCCAGUAAUGAUUGCGAAGAUGAUGAUCUUGAUGACCUCUUUCCUUCUGCUACUGAUCAAGACGACAAGGACGACGACUCCAUUGACAGAUUAUUUAAUCCAAAUAAUGAUGCUGAGGCAAACGUUGAUUUCGAUAGUUUACCCACGAUGGUGAAUCCAAAAUUGAACCAAGCAGUUCGCAGCAAGCUUCAAACUAAUGCCAAGUAUGCUGUCGGUGAUACUGAAUACCAAAGUCUGUUCGCGCAAUAUAAGAAGAAAUGCCUUAGCGAUCUUUCACAACUGGACGCCAUUUAUCUCGAGCCAAAUUUCCACAAGCUUAUAGCUCUUGAAAACAUUCUGUUCUUGAGGCCUGGCUCCUACUCCACUGACAUGUUGCGCCUUUUUGGAGAAGCAAACCUGAACAAACUCUACAAACAUUUGUUGAAAACUCAUUUCUCUUUCGACACAACUAAACACACAGACCUGCUUAAUCUCAUCGAUGAUAUAUUUGAAAAGGCGUUUUUCGAUUACCAUGAAACCCAGUGGUUGAAAUACUUCCUCUACGACAUCAAUGACACAUUCCGCCUUCGCUACCCAGAGUCGAAUCCCAACGAGAGGAAGCUCGUAAAGAAGGAAGUAUUGCGACCAGAUUGUCUCGUAACCAAUAUCCCUCAGUCUCAGUAUCGUGAAAAUAUCGCCUAUGGUGAGGUGAAAUCGUCUUACUACACAUACCGCACUCGGGCUCUCAUUCUGGAUAUGUACCGAUUGGUGUAUUUCAGCAAGUCAAUGGCAGAUACUCACAAAAUCAAUGCGCCCAUCAUGCUACAAGACGUGGGAUUGAAAGUCAAUGUGUAUACGCUUGUGCUCAUAUCCCAAAAGUUCCAUGUUACUUUAUUCUUAUUCGAUUUCAUCUUGCCUCAAUGCAAAUCAGAAAUCAAAGAUCUUUUACCCAGCAUCAAAAAACUAGUCGCAAUGAAUGAAGCUUUAGUCAAAUGUAGCAACGGAGACAACAAGGCCGAUAGCGAAAUGAUAUGCCCUACCAACGAUACCCCUUUAUUCGAAAGACGAGUUGAAACCAAAAUUGCCAAUGAAGAUUCCGACAGCAUUCAUCUCUGUUGGUUUAGUUCAUUACCACAAAGACUUUUUCGAACAAUUCGAUGGCCAGGUUAG
Molecule: messenger RNA, 1521 nt
Organism: Mucor velutinosus
Lineage: Eukaryota; Fungi; Mucoromycota; Mucoromycetes; Mucorales; Mucoraceae
Exons: 5
Coding region: 1-1521 (506 amino acids)
Source: RefSeq, a predicted model, not a curated record